Didymella exigua CBS 183.55 is the source of this 1303-nucleotide messenger RNA. RefSeq lists its product as uncharacterized. The record is from RefSeq and is a predicted model, not a curated record. Lineage: Eukaryota; Fungi; Ascomycota; Dothideomycetes; Pleosporales; Didymellaceae. Bases 426 to 1220 code for a protein of 264 amino acids. The transcript has 2 exons.
CUCCACACAUCAUGUCCUGGUAAUUGUUGCGCGAGACAGUGAGCUUGGAAGCCCGUCUCGAUUGUAGGCCCACAGCAGGCCUAAUGAUCACUGUGUCGCGUUUCCGCGUUGAGAUUGACAGAUGCCAACACCGACAACUGCGCCGCAGUUGGGUGCCCGAGAGUAAUACCACCAACGAACCACGGCUCUUUCCCAAGCGCCACCACAGCAAGAUCCCAGACCAGUGUAUUCGGGGAUCACUUUGACGCCCGGGAGUACCAUGAACGGCUGUCCCAACUGCUCAACCGACAGCGCAGGAUCUCUAGUGCCCGCGAGGCACAGCAAAUGAAACGCACAUAAAGGAGUGAAUUCAACAAAGACUGAGUGCAAAAGCCGUGACGGCUGACCUUGACCUUGACAGCCUUGCAACAAAGUACUCCGCAACCAUGCUCAACUUCUUCUUUCUUGCCGCAGCACCACUUCUGUCGAGCGCACAGCAGAUCCAGCAGCCGCUCAAGGAACAUCGACCUGAACUUGUCAUUCCGUUGAAGCUGAAUGAUAAGAGGACCUACACGUUUGAGUCUGCCCUCGACGGUACCAGACUGCUGUCCUCGAAGGCAGUUGCGGACAUCGAGAGCUAUCAUGAGAUCAAUUCUCACCCACAGACAGUCUUGGUCAACAUCCCGCUCGAUGAUUCCAGGCCAGGCAGUAUGAUCCUCGGUACCGUGGAGUCGAACAAUGCUCGGAUUCACCAAGACAUCACGUGGACGGACACUUUGACGCCAGGCGAGCAUAUGCCAAUCACUCAUGUCGCCAUUCGCAAAGGCGCAAUGGUCUCCAAGGACGCAUACUACACACGGCUCGCGCUGGAGACGCCCUACAUCUCUCUUCCUGGCGAGAUCUAUGACAUCCUUGUCCAGGCGACUAACCCCACACCUCACGAGCAUGGUGAUGGAUCCGACAACGUUGUAGACUGUAGCGCUCUCGACAGGUACCCAGAUCUGGUGCUUGGCCUGGAGCCUGAGACCGAAGAGGAAGAGGACGACGAAGAGGCCGAGGACAGGGAGAUCGUAAUUACACCCAAGCAAUACGUCUUGGAGACUGGGGAAGGUCGAUGCAUACUAUUAGCCCAGCGAGCUUACCAACGGGGUCGCGAAGAGGUAGUCCUUGGGUGGGCCGCAGUAAGAGGACGAGAUUUGGUGCUGGACUGGGUCAAUGAGAGAACAGGCUUUGGGAGAUGAAGCUCAAUCUGUCAAAUCAUGCAAAUCACGAUUAAAUCACUACCUACAUAGACAAUGCUUACCUGUACAUAUUUACAACGACG